AUGGCAGAUCCUUCCUUGUUCACAAAACAUUCUGGGAAAUCAUUUCUUGCUCUCUUGGUCUAUGUUGAUGACAUCCUUGUUGCAGGCACAGACUCCAAUCAGAUUAAGGAUCUAAAACAGCUGCUAGACAGAUCCUUCAAGAUCAAAGAUCUUGGUGCCUUGAAUUACUUCUUGGGAAUUGAAGCAUUCAGAAGUUCCAAGGGUAUUAAUAUUUGCCAAAGAAAAUAUGCUUUGGAAAUCUUACAAGAAAAUGGAUUCUUAGAGGCUAAACCCUCAAGAACACCAUCUGUGCCAGGGCAGAAACUGAAUAACCUAGAAGGCACUCUCAUUGAGCAGCCUGAAAUUUUCAGAAGGUUGGUUGGGAAACUCCUUUAUCUCACCAACACUAGACCUGACAUAGCCCAUGCAGUUCAACAAUUGAGCCAAUUUGUGGAUAAACCAAGGGAUAGCCAUCUAGUUGCAACUCACAGAGUGCUGAGAUACAUAAAAGGAUCACCUGGAAAAGGUCUCUUCUAUCCAGCAAAUCCUAAUUUCAAACUACAAGGAUUUUCUGACUCUGAUUGGGCAAAUUGUAUAAAGAGCAGAAAAUCUAUUACUGGAUACUGCAUUUACCUUGGAGAGUCCUUGAUUUCUUGGAAGACAAAAAAACAAGCUACUGUGUCUAGAUCAUCUUCUGAAGCAGAAUAUAGGGCAUUGGCAUCAACUACUUGUGAAAUCCAAUGGCUCAAAUAUCUAUUGGCAGAUCUCAAUUCAGAAAUACACAGCCCAGUUGCUCUAUUUUGUGACAAUAACUCUGCAAUGGCAAUAUAUGAAUUAAAGUGUUUAUGA
Ipomoea triloba (trilobed morning glory) is the source of this 828-nucleotide messenger RNA. RefSeq lists its product as uncharacterized. Lineage: Eukaryota; Viridiplantae; Streptophyta; Magnoliopsida; Solanales; Convolvulaceae. The record is from RefSeq and is a predicted model, not a curated record. The coding region runs from base 1 to 828 and encodes 275 amino acids. The transcript has a single exon.